AUGUCCAUACUUCGACAUGUAGUUGCCUCCUACCGAGGUUCCAAUGACUGUACUGGUUGGCACAUGUGCCAGAAUACCAAAUGUGAAUCUGCGCGCAAAGACACUGAACGCUUCAUUAUUAGAUGUGUACAAGCUCAGGCCUUUGGUGCUGAACUCGAAGCAAUUGAGAGAAAACAUGACCUACCUAGGGACAGUCGUAUUCUGGAUUUAUCUCCCUUAAUUGAUGACAAAGGUCUGCUCAGAGUUGGAGGUCGUUUGAACAAGCUGAAGAGUACAGGACUCUCGUCGCUUAACCCAGUUAUAGUUCCUAACGGACAUGUGGCAGUACUACUGGUACGUUUCAUCCAUAACAAGGUUUUCCACCAGGGCAGAACGAUCACUGAAGGCGCCGUACGUUCUCAUGGCUAUUGGAUCCUGGGAGCAAAGAAACUCGUAUCCUCCAUCAUUCAUGGUUGCGUUGUGUGUCGGAAGCUCCGUAGGAUGCCCCAGGAACAGAAGAUGGCAGAUCUCCCUGUUGAUCGGCUCACCCCAGGACCCCCAUUUUCCUCUGUAGGACUUGAUGUGUUUGGUCCGUGGCCGGUAGUUACUUGA
Molecule: messenger RNA, 591 nt
Organism: Saccostrea echinata
Lineage: Eukaryota; Metazoa; Mollusca; Bivalvia; Ostreida; Ostreidae
Exons: 1
Coding region: 1-591 (196 amino acids)
Source: RefSeq, a predicted model, not a curated record